AUGAAGGUAAAGACAGAUCUCAAAGUGGAAGGCUACCCGACCAUGGUAUGGUUUCACGGAGGCAAUUUCGUACGCGGCAGUCCAAACGCGAUCAAUCCCUUCCAACUAGUUCUCAAGCAAAAGGUUAUAUUUGUCUCCGUGGCUUACCGGCUGAAUAUUUUUGGAUUUUUCUCGACCCUGGAUAAUGAAGCGCCGGGCAAUUUCGGCUUAUUGGAUCAGGUCGCUUCUUUGAACUGGGUCAAAAAUAACAUCGCGAGUUUCGGAGGCGACCCCGACAACGUUUGCAUCUUCGGUCACGACGCCGGCGCAGUCAGCGUGGGACUCCAUUUAAUCUCGUCUUAUUCUUCAGGACUCUUCCAGAAAGCGAUCGCGAUGAGCGGAAACGUUCUGUCACCCGACACAGUAAACAUAGCACGAAAGGAAAUUAUAACGGUCGACAAAGUCGCCACUGCCUUCAGCUGUUUCAGAAAGCCGACCUACCAAUUACUAGAUUGUCUCAGACGGGUCAACUACCAAGCGCUUCUGGACAUCGGCGAACCCUUGGCCGAAUGGAAACCGCUCGUUGACAACGGUUUCAGUAACAUUUCACUACCGUUCCUCACCGAUUUGCCGAGCAAAAUGUUUGCGGACGAAAUAUUCAGUCCGGUCCCGAUUCUAACAGGUUACACAAACAUGGAAGAUGCUCUGUUAUUAGAUAAAGACGGGAGCGAAGACUCGGGCAUAAGUCAGAGGGAAUUCGACGUUAUGCGCGAGGAAGUUGUCCUAUCCGAUAUCACGGUGGACAAUAGUUCAUGUUUCACCAAUCAGCACCAUAUUCAGGACGCAGUAGCAUUUUUCUACAAACCUAUUCCGCCGACGACAAACGAGACCGUUUUGAGGAAACUCUUUCUUGAUUUCUACACGGAUAAAGUGUAUGGAGCGACGACGUAUCAACUAGCUAAGUAUAUAAGUAAGCACGCUCCUAUUUAUUUGUACCGUUUCGAUUUGAAGCCCUUUUCUGACGUCGCAAAUGAUGGUAUACCGGAUUGGGUGGCCGUUCCUCACAACUUCGAUUUAAUUUUCGCAUUCGGCAUGCCAUAUUUGCCCCUGCCCGAAGACCUAAAUAAAUGGGACUAUAGAGACAAAAGCAUAUCGGAUAUCAUAAUGAAAAUGUGGACAAACUUCGCCUGGUAUUCGAAUCCGACGAAUUCUGGCGUAAUUAUCCAGUGGGAUCCUUUUGAGGUGGAAAAGCCAGGUUUCUUCAUAAUAGACAGGAAAAAUUUCACGAUGAGCACACCGGAAACUGUCAACUACAAAGCGUUCGAGUUCUGGACGGACUUUUAUCCUAAAGUCGUGGAAAUAGGUACAAAGUGCUGUAAGGAAGUGCAAGAUGAUUCAUCAGCCAAUAUGACACGGAUAAAUAGAUAUUUGCACUUUGGAUUGUUAAUUUAUUUUAUUUUAUCGUUAAUAAAUUAA
Molecule: messenger RNA, 1455 nt
Organism: Leptosia nina
Lineage: Eukaryota; Metazoa; Arthropoda; Insecta; Lepidoptera; Pieridae
Source: the annotation of a GenBank genome assembly